Ochotona curzoniae (black-lipped pika) is the source of this 423-nucleotide messenger RNA. RefSeq names its product histone H3.3-like. Bases 1 to 423 code for a protein of 140 amino acids. Gene Ontology annotation, cellular component: nucleosome. The transcript has a single exon. Gene Ontology annotation, molecular function: structural constituent of chromatin; DNA binding; protein heterodimerization activity. Lineage: Eukaryota; Metazoa; Chordata; Mammalia; Lagomorpha; Ochotonidae. The record is from RefSeq and is a predicted model, not a curated record.
AUGACAGUGGCCCCCCGGAUCAAGCAGACUGCGCAUAAGUCCACUACAGGCAAAGCCCUCCACAAACAGCUGGCCAAAACAGCCGCCCGGAAAAGCAACCCCUCGACUGGCGGGGUGAAGCAGCCUCAGCCUCGCUACAGGCCCGGCACUGUGGCGCUCCAGGAGAUCCGCCGUUUCCAGAAGUCAACGGAGAUGCUAAUCCGGAAGCUGCCCUUCCAGCGGCUGGUGCGGGAGAUCGCACAGGACUUGAAGUCGGACCUGCGGUUCCAGAGCGCAGCCAUCGGCGCGCUGCAGGAGGCCAGCGAGGCGUACCUGGUGGGUCUGUUCGAGGACACGAACCUGUGCGCCAUCCACGCCAAGAGAGUGACCAUCAUGCCCAAAGACAUCCAGCUGGCCCGCAGGAUCCGGGGAGAGCGAGCUUGA